GGAGCGGGAGGCGAGGUUCCUUUCCUGCCGGUGCAGAAAGAGGGUGCAGUUGCGGGGAGGUUGUCUGCCUGUCCAGCGAGAGGUGUGUGCCCGCGGGGGAAGGUGGCGGAAGUUAAGGAGUGAGCGGCGGCGGCUGCAGCUCCAGCCCACCAACGCAGCAGUCGCGUCCAUGGCCCCGCGCAGGAAGCCGGGCCGGUCAGCCGGGGGCAGCCCUGGCGCCUCCUCCUCCAGCUCUUGAUCCUCGGCCCUUCGUCAUCAUGUAGGAAGCGCUGCAGAGGGCUUCGGGAAGUGCUGUCGGAGGCAUGGCUUGGGCGGCUCUGGGCUAGGGACAGGCGCAAGCAGAGGAGAAGAGACGUCGAGGCUAGCGAGCCUUUUACCUGGAAGGGGGAGCCCGGCGCAGCCCCAGCCGGAGGCAUGUCUGGUUGCCUUGGUUUGACUCCUGUGGAGCGCGCCGAGACACUUCAGGCAGCCACGCCUUUCAGUUAGGCGCUUCUCCAGCUUGUACGCGGACCUGGACUGGGCGAGGGGGUUGCAUCCCAUCCACCCCCGCAGUCAGAUUCCGAGAUGUACACGUUUGUUGUGCGAGAUGAAAACAGCAGCAUUUAUGCUGAAGUGUCCAAAAUCCUUCUUUCCACCGGACAAUGGAGGAGGCUGAAAAGGGACAACCCCCGGUUUAACCUCAUGCUGGGGGAGAGAAACAGGCUGCCUUUUGGGAGACUGGGUCAUGAGCCUGGACUUACACAGCUGGUGAACUACUACAGAGGAGCUGAUAAACUUUGUCGCAAAGCUUCUUUAGUGAAAUUAAUCAAGACAAGUCCUGAAUUGGCAGAAUCCUGCACAUGGUUCCCAGAAUCUUACAUGAUUUAUCCAACUAAUCUAAAGACUCCAGUAGCUCCAGCACAGAAUGGGAUGCAUCAUCUGAUAAAUAACCCAAGAACAGAUGAAAGGGAAGUCUUCCUGGCAUCAUAUCAGAAGAGGAAAGAGAGCGGAGAAGGAAAUGUUUGGAUAGCCAAAUCCUCGGCAGGUGCCAAAGGUGAAGGGAUUCUUAUUUCUUCAGAAGCUACUGAACUCCUGGACUUCAUAGAUAAUCAAGGACAAGUGCAUGUGAUUCAGAAAUACCUUGAGAAGCCUUUGCUCUUAGAACCAGGUCAUCGUAAAUUUGAUAUUAGAAGCUGGGUACUAGUGGAUCACCAGUAUAAUAUCUACCUCUACAAAGAAGGCGUUCUACGGACUUCUUCAGAACCUUAUAAUAGUGCUAAUUUUCUGGACAAAACCUGCCAUCUGACCAAUCACUGCAUACAAAAAGAGUACUCUAAAAACUAUGGGAGAUAUGAAGAAGGGAAUGAGAUGUUUUUUGAGGAGUUUAAUCAGUAUCUGAUGAGCGCUUUGAAUGUUACUCUGGAAAAUACGAUCUUAUUACAAGUCAAAAAUAUAAUAAGAAGCUGCCUUAUGUGUAUAGAACCUGCUAUCAGCACCAAACACCUCCACUAUCAGAGCUUCCAGCUUUUUGGCUUUGAUUUCAUGGUGGAUGAGGACUUGAAGGUUUGGCUAAUUGAAGUUAAUGGUGCCCCUGCUUGUGCCCAGAAACUUUAUGCAGAGCUUUGCCAAGGCAUAGUGGAUGUGGCCAUUUCUAGCGUCUUUCCCCUUAGUGACACUGUGCAAAAGCAGAGUCAGCAAUCAAUAUUUAUUAAGUUGUGAGAAUAUUCAAGCAUCUACGCAACACACAUGGAAGAACUGUUGCCUGUUGAACCUAGGGAAAAAGAAGAAAUGUGAAAUGAUCAUUUCACCUACGUGUCAUGCCAAAAUAAUGGAUCAACAUCAUCUUUAAAAAAGAGAGAGGAAAGAUUCCAUGGAGAGUAUAAGAUGAAUGGAAGUCAUCUCGUCAGUGCUGUCCAUGUUUUGGAAAGCUUUGAUUUAAAAAAACCUGUUCCUGUAACCGAAGCAGAUUUCUCUGGGAGAACAACAAAACAGCUUUUUUAAAAAAAUACAUGCAAAACCAGGGAUAUAAUUUUUUUAAAACAACCCUGUGAAUUGUGUUUGCCUCCCUUCCUUUUCCUCCCUCUAAGUAAUAAAUUAUUUUUCCAAACUGUAGUACUAGUAGCCUUUCAGGGACUUUGAAGGGUUUGUCAACUCAACCUGUGUGGUUUUUGUUUUCUCCACGUGCUACAUUUCUAGUGCCUUAGCUUUAUUCCCAGUAACCAAGCUACUUUGUUCUUCUUUUGUUCUGU
Molecule: messenger RNA, 2228 nt
Organism: Heteronotia binoei (common prickly gecko)
Lineage: Eukaryota; Metazoa; Chordata; Lepidosauria; Squamata; Gekkonidae
Gene: TTL
Product: tubulin tyrosine ligase
Exons: 7
Coding region: 565-1698 (377 amino acids)
Biological process (GO): protein modification process
Source: RefSeq, a predicted model, not a curated record